CCUAUCUCAUGGACAUAAAAUCCAUCCCAAGUAAUCAUAUACAUACCUCUUUGUAUGUAACAUUAGUAACAACCCAAAAACAAAAAAAAUGAAUGCACUCAAAAACCUUGCAACUUUUUCAUGCUUCAUCAUAGCAAUCCUAGCCGUUACGCGACUUUGUAAUGCGCAAAAUUCACCACAAGACUAUGUUGAUGCUCACAAUGCAGCUAGGGCUGCCGUGGGUGUUGGUAGCAUACAAUGGGAUGACCAAGUGGCGGCGUACGCCCAACAAUACGCCAACCAAAGAAUGGCUGAUUGUGCUUUGCAACAUUCUGGUGGGAAAUAUGGAGAAAAUAUUGCUCAAGGUGGCGGUGACUUCACCGGCACAGAUGCAGUAAAAUUGUGGGUGAAUGAGAAGGCCAAUUACGACUAUAAUUCAAAUUCAUGUGUUGGCGGGGAAUGUUUGCACUACACUCAAGUGGUUUGGCGUAACUCGAUUCGUCUUGGAUGUGCUAGGGUUCAAUGUAACAAUGGAGGUUAUUUCAUUGGUUGUAACUAUGAUCCACCAGGCAAUUACCAAGGCGAAAGACCUUACUAAUCUUUUUGGUAAAAAAUGCAUGACGACUCAUAUAUCCUCUAAGAGAGCCUUGGAACUAUAUAAUAUCUACUUCGUAUAUCUCUAUUAUUUGUUGAAAGUAUACUUUAAAAUCAGCUUACUAGAGCAUUCAGUGAUAUUCACUACUUGAUUAUGUAUCAAGGUAUGUGGUAUCAAUGUAUGUUAUAAACAUAUGUAUGCAAGAGAAGAUCAAAUGAAUAAAGUGCAACUUAUUUACAAUUAUCAUA
Messenger RNA from Chenopodium quinoa (quinoa), 822 nucleotides. RefSeq names its product pathogenesis-related protein 1A-like. NCBI's taxonomy places the organism in Eukaryota, Viridiplantae, Streptophyta, Magnoliopsida, Caryophyllales, Amaranthaceae. The transcript has a single exon. Gene Ontology annotation, cellular component: extracellular region. The record is from RefSeq and is a predicted model, not a curated record. The coding region runs from base 89 to 577 and encodes 162 amino acids.